Molecule: messenger RNA, 3000 nt
Organism: Alternaria atra
Lineage: Eukaryota; Fungi; Ascomycota; Dothideomycetes; Pleosporales; Pleosporaceae
Exons: 3
Coding region: 1-3000 (999 amino acids)
Biological process (GO): protein targeting to vacuole; Golgi to vacuole transport
Cellular component (GO): membrane coat; endosome membrane; AP-3 adaptor complex
Source: RefSeq, a predicted model, not a curated record
AUGGACCUCAAGGCCACCGCACUUAUGAAGCUCACAUACCUUGAGAUGUUCGGCCACGACAUGUCUUGGGCUAGCUUCAACGUCCUCGAGGUCAUGUCAAGCUCCAAGUUCAAGCAGAAGCGCACUGGAUAUUUGGCCGCAGUACAAAGCUUUCGACGUGAUACAGAGGUCCUAGUGCUCGCGGAAAACCAACUGAAGAAGGACAUCAUGAGUUCGAGCCCACAAUACAUCGCGCUCCCGCUAGGCGCUAUACCACACGUCAUAAACCCGAGCAUGGCCAACUCAGUCCUUUCCGACUUGAUACCGCGAUUGACGCAUUCGCACGCAAUGGUCCGGAAGAAGACGGUAGUAACGUUGUACCGCUUGGCUCUUGUGUAUCCGGAAACACUACGACCCGCAUGGCCCAAGAUCAAGGAGCGCUUGCUAGACGAUAACGAAGAUGCGAGCGUGACAGCGGCAAUCGUAAAUGUCGUCUGCGAGCUGGGAUGGAGGCGACCACAAGACUUCCUACCGCUUGCACCAAGAUUGUUUGAUCUCCUGGUAGAGGGCGGGAAUAACUGGAUGGCUAUCAAGCUUAUCAAACUUUUUGCAACAUUGACUCCGUUAGAACCUAGACUCAUCAAGAAACUGCUACCUCCGUUAACUAAGAUUAUACGGGAGACGUCUGCUAUGUCAUUACUUUACGAAUGUAUCAGUGGUAUCAUUCAGGGUGGCAUCCUAGAAGCCGUAGAAGGUACCGUAGAAGGCGAGGAGGUAGCAAAGCUAUGUGUCGGCAAACUACGAGGCAUGAUGAUAAUAGAAGGAGAUGCAAACCUAAAAUAUGUCGCAUUACUCGCCUUCGAAAAGAUCGUCAAAUCACAUCCAUACUUGGUUUCUCAGCAGCAAGAUGUUAUUCUUGAAUGCAUCGAUGAUCCAGACAUCUCGAUACGAAUGCGUGCUUUGGAUCUGGUGGUUGGUAUGGUCAAUCCAGAUAACCUUACAGCAAUUGUGGGACGAUUGAUGCGACAACUUCGGAAUGCACCGAUCGCCACAGCGGCAAGCGAUCCCAAUAGCGACCGGGCCAGACUUACUGGCAUAACGCCUUACGGUGAUGACGACUCAGACACAGAAGAGACUCUGCCGCAGCACGAACAGAAAUCCGACCAACCGCCGCCGCUGCCAGACGACUAUCGAAUCAGCGUCAUCAAGAGGAUACUGGAGAUGUGCUCACGCGACACCUACAGCAAUAUCACUGACUUCGAAUGGUACAUUGACGUCCUUACUCAGCUUGUCAGGGUAUCACCGGCAACAAAAGUAGCCUCGGUUAUGGAAGAGGAAGAGGAAAUGGAACAUUCAGAUGACGUUGGUGGUGGCAUUGGACACGAGCUACAGAAUGUUGCUAUACGUGUCAAGAGUGUUCGGUCGGAAGCCAUAGAUGCUGCACAGUCACUCGUGCUUGUUGAUCGGAGAGACCAAAUGUUCCCAGCAUCCGGCAACGGCGGUCAAGGUGUAUUGGAAUAUGCUGGCUGGCUCGUUGGAGAGUACGCCAACUAUCUUACUCGCCCAGAGCCGGUCAUGACCUCCCUGCUACACUCCUCUUCUCUUCAACUAUCUUCGAGAACGCUCGCUGUGUACCUGCAAGCGAUACCCAAGGUCUUCUCUAGUAUGGCUGGAAACGAUCAGGUAUCAUGGACUCCAGAGCGCAAGACGCUGAUGUCACUUCUCAUGGCCCGAAUCAUCCAUUUCCUCGAGCCGCUCUCUACGCACCCUAGUCUUGAAGUCCAAGAACGAGCGGUUGAGUACCUUGAACUCAUGCGGCUCGCUGCAGAAGCCGCGUCCGGUACUGCUGCUAGCGCAGACCAGGACACGUUUACCGAUCCACCUUUGUUACUUACACAAGCUAUACCUGCAUUAUUCUCUGGUGCUGAGCUGAACCCGGUUGCUCCUGGUGCUCAACGCAAGGUUCCAUUGCCCGAAGACCUAGAUCUUGACACACCAAUCAACCCCAAUCUACAGCAUCUACUUUACACAGCUGACGCGGAAGGUUUUGAAACAGAAGAAGACGAUGUCUAUGCAGCCUACUCGGAGCCCCCAGCAGCGUAUGCGGAAGCUCCUGUCGUUGCUGCACCGGCUGCAGAUCGCCUUGAUGCCCCGCAUAAGGAACCUACAUCAUACCAGAACGCAGCUGAGGAUGAGUAUCUGGACGCUGAUAUCAUUGCGCGUCGGAAAGCAGAAAGGAAAGAACGCUACAAAGAUGAUCCGUUCUACAUCGACCCCGAAGCGGAUAAAGGCAGCGGCGCAGUCACACCACUUAGUAGAAUUGUCCGGGAUGGCAACAGAGAGAACAACGAGUUGGACAUUGAUUCGAUUCCGAUCAUGGAACUCAACCUUGACAGUAAAGGAUCAUCUUCCGAGCAUCUACCACGAUCUCGGAGUCCACGCAAGCCGGUGCGAAGGAUCGAUAUCAUGGGCGAUGAAACGCUUGGGCCUGCAGCACCAGACGCAUCAAGAGACGACAUUGUGCGGCCACAGCCAGGAAAGGCUAAGAAAUCAUUGUUGGAUGUGGACAGCUCUGGUCUUGCGGCAUUGAGUCUUGAUGACGAAGGUACAUCGAAUCGCAAGCUUACACAGCUCGAUAUCGAAAGAAAGGCUCAAGAAGACGCGGAAAUGAAGAAAGCACUUCAAGAAGUUGAGCGAUUACGGCUUGAAAUGCAGCGAGCGAGCGAGAGGCUGCACGUCAAAGAAGAGGUCGCGGUCAAGAAGAAGAAGAGAAAGGUCAGGAGGGUUGCUGUUGAAGGAGACGAGCCAGCUGAAACGCCAACAUUAGAAGCAGAAGUCGGGGAAGAUGAAAAGGCAGCGCCUAUCAAGAAAAAGAAAAAGAAGAAGGUCAAGCCUGAGGGCCAAGACGAAGGCGUUGUUGAAGGCACAGCUGAGGGUGAGGAAGAAGGCAAGGCCAAGAAGAAGAAAAAGAAGAGGCGGACGGUGGUCAUGGAUGAGAGUGCAGAUGGGCCUGAGGAGUAG